This is a messenger RNA of Tarenaya hassleriana, 1176 nucleotides long. Its product is annotated as probable serine/threonine-protein kinase fhkE. The coding region runs from base 306 to 1052 and encodes 248 amino acids. Lineage: Eukaryota; Viridiplantae; Streptophyta; Magnoliopsida; Brassicales; Cleomaceae. The transcript has 3 exons. The record is from RefSeq and is a predicted model, not a curated record.
AUAAGAUAUUACGAAAAAAGAAACACAACUCUAGAAUCUUUUAUUUAUUUAUUUAUUUAUUAAUUUAUAUCUUGGGGUGAUGUAAUGGUGGGGCAAGUAUGUUUAUGUUGGGUUUGGGUACUAAAUUGGCACUACAUAUGGAGAGAAAACAAGCUCGAUUCAUUUGGACAAGACACCAACACAUAGACGUAAACAGAAAAAAGAAGAUCCAAAAUCUCCAAGUCCUUUUUUAUUUAUUUAUAGAUUUUCCACUACUAUUUAAUUAAUUAUAUAUAAUAUCUUCUUCGGUUCUCACUUCAAUUUUAAUGGUCUCUGACUAUAGUUUCCAUCAUCCUCUCAUGCAAAUAUCUCUCUCCAUUACAGUCUUUCAGUGCAUGGGAACGAAGAUCGUAGGCAGAAGAGAGGGUCGUUGUAGGGUUAGGUCCAUGGAUAGUUUCCUUGAAAACCAAAACCUCAAUUCCAUCAGAAACACAAUGCUAGCCCAAGAAGACAUUUUCAAGAACCAGGUAAGAGAGCUGCACAGAGUGUACGGUGUACAGAAGGUAAUGAUGGAGGAGCUGAAGAAGGAGACCAAACAAAGACGACAAUGGAGUCAUGAUGAUAACCUAACGUACCCACAACAACCAGCAGCUUCUCACAACAACAGCAGCAGCUUCUUUUUGCUCGAUUUCAACAACAGCAGCAAUCAGAGGCGGAGAGAUAGGAGCCGGAGUGGCUCAGGCAUCGAACUCGAGAGCCCUGCUGCAGAAAUCUCGGCCGUCGACCUCGGACGACCAACGAGGACGAACGGAUCGGACACGAUGGAGGAGAUAGAACUAGAACUGACCUUGAGCAUCGGAAUGUCCUCUUCGUCGGAUAACCAGAGGGAAACGACGACAACGAACAACAACAACUCUUCGACAACCUCGUUUAGAUCGGAUAAUGUUGACAAUAAUAAUAAUAAAGAUUGUAGCGGACAAAGCACACCGAUGAGCAGUUCGAGUACGACGUUGGAUCAGGAGAAGAAGAGGUCACAUUGGCUUUUUCAGGGACUAAGUAUAAACCGAACCUAAUCAUCGAUCUUUACUUGUAUUAAUUUACUGACUUUUUUUUGUUAUAUAUAUAUCAACUUUUAUUCUCCUCCAAUUAUUGCGUCUGAUUCGUUAUCUUCAUGUAACACUCGAAAUUUCUGAUUUC